Molecule: messenger RNA, 1568 nt
Organism: Heterobasidion irregulare TC 32-1
Lineage: Eukaryota; Fungi; Basidiomycota; Agaricomycetes; Russulales; Bondarzewiaceae
Exons: 3
Coding region: 42-1568 (508 amino acids)
Source: RefSeq, a predicted model, not a curated record
AUCAAUAUGCCCCCCCAGACGAUAUACAACGGAUCCUAGAUAUGCAGAUGUCCGCAUCCCUCCUCUCCCACCCGUCCGACAAUGUACAUCACCCACAAAUGCACCCACAGGACCUCCACCACGAAGAACUGCGUUCCCCAGUCUCGAUCUCAGGUAGUUUCGUCAGUAGUGGCCAUUUCGACAUGAGCCCCAGCCUGUCGCCCAUAGACGCCCGUCUCCCCCACGAGUUUCCCGCUGCGGGAUCUAUGCACCUCAGCCCCCUUUCUCCCAAACAUGAACCCCUCCAGGCCGUCCUCCAUCCUUCCGCCCAGGAGGACCACAUGCUCAGCUUCGACUCCUCCACGCACACUUUUCCCAAACGCCCCAAAGCAUCCCAGCCGGCCGAGACAGAUCCCUUUGCUGCCGCUUUUCUGCAGGACCAGAUCGGCGACGAAAAAUGGAAUAUCUUCUCCGCUCGACUCUACGAGCGCCGCCUUGGCGGGUCCAAGGCGCGCACCCGGGGCAAGAAAUCCCCAGCCGAGCACGAGCCCCGCAACAGCGGCGCUUCCGCCAUCGAGUUCCUCGUCAAGGUCGAGGUUGUCAAGGAGGUCCUGAGGGUCUAUGUCCCACAUCCCUACAAUCCGUUCAAGUCGCUUACGCAUGCAUACGACCGCUCGCCCACAGGCUACGUUGUUCUCACCCGCGCGACCAUUCUCUCCCUCUCUGGCUGGUCUAAUACUCAGUUCUCCUACUGGGCUCGGCGUGCAGAGGCUGUCUCGGUCCUCGCGCAGCAUGACACUCGCCUGCACGAGGUCGCCGUGGCUCUUGAACGCCGCCUGCACCCGUCUGUUGUCGCCUCGCAAGCGCAGUCUUGGCCACAACCCCUCACCUGCCCCUCUCCCUCCUCCCCGCCCUCUCCCCUCACGCCGCUCUCCUCCAGCAGUUCCGGCGCGAGCAUCUCCCCUCCGACGACGCUUCACGACCUGCCUGAGCCUACCGUAACGGGCAAGGGCCUCGACCAGCUUAUCGACGACGUCAAACGACGCACGGGCGCCUCGCCCUUCCUCCGCGGCAAACAUGCAAGCCUUGACCCCUUUGGUGCACCCGGCGGCGACCGCGAGGCCCCGCCCGCCGCCGCGGCGGUCUACACGCCGACGUUCCAGACACAGAUGUACACCCAUGAGGCUCCCCCUCCCGCCUCUGCCGUCGACUCAGCGACCACGAGCCCGGCCAAGAAGAAGCGGAAGCGCAGGGAGAGUGACUGUACCUCUCCCAGCGGGGAGAGCGCCAUGCCGGCACUCUACGCGGCCAAGACCGAGCCCAACUUUGACGGUGGCGUCGUUUUGGGCGGCGCCGGCGCCGGCGGGCAGGACGCUAGCCCGAACAGGGCCGAUCAACGCCGCGUCCUGUUCUGUGUGUCUGCUUCGCGCGCGGCGACGCCCCCGUGUGUGUCGCAGACCAUGGUCCUCAAGCGGCGCCGCCUCUCUGAGGACGCAGGCGGUGCACGCGUCGACUCGUUCCCUGUCUCCGACUCGCGUUCGGAGACGGACGGCCCACCCCGCAAGCGCGCCCGAACGGGCACGAUAUGA